AGGAGUCUCAGUAUCGGCGCUCCCGACUGGGGAUUGGAGCGGCGGCUUGUCAGUAAAUGAGCCCACCCUUCACACAGUGUGUAUGAGGGAAACCGAGCCAGACAGUGACGGAUCUGGUCCUACAGUCAUCAGCUGCCUGUCACACCAGCACGCCACAGUACCGACCCGGAGCCUUCCGCCGCGCUGUGACACCUGGCGGGGAUGGAGGGAGAGAUGCAGCCCGCAGAUGAAGGGCCCUGCGCCCCGAAGAUGUGCCGACAACAACGGGGUCCGUACAGCACCCUAAAAACCUUCCAGAGCAAACGCUCGGCGGGCAAGUCGCGCUUUGACAGGUCCGCUUUGGUCGAGGUGCCUCUCUUUGGCGACGGACAUCACUUCACUUUCCAUCCCGAGCAGCAGCAUCAUUUCCAGCCGCACCAUCAUCACCACCACCACCAGCGUCUGCAACAGCUCCACCAAACCAGCGUCGCUAUCAGCAGCAGCAGCAGCCAACAGCAUCACCCGACGCUUCAGCAGCAGCAGCAGCAGCAGGGACGUUUCCCAUGUGAGAACAGGCCCAGCAGCAGGGUCCCGACAUCCACCUCAGCGGCGGCGGCAGCAUCUCCUGGUACCCAGCAGCAGCGCGCCAGCAGCGGCAGAGCGGAGCCCAGAUUGUCUCCAGACUGCACCUAUGGUAUCAGCUCAGAGAAUCGUCUCAUCCUGGAUGCCUUUGCCCAGCAGUGUAGCCGAGUCCUCAGCCUCCUCAACAACGGCCGCCUCCUGGAGCCCUCCUCCUCAUUCACCUCCAACAUCAAGCUGGAGGAGGGGCCAGGGGUGGUACAGGGGCCUCACUGUUCCUCACUGGGGAAGACCAAACCUGAAGAGAGCUCUUCCACCACUGACCCGGAAGAGGAGACCCAACAAAGCCAUUUGAACCAACAACAGACCUCUGCCGUUCUUCGUAUCUUCACAGACUCCCUACAGAACUAUCUGCUCUCAGGGCCGCCGCCGCCGCCGCCGCAGCAGCAGCAGCAGCAACAUCUGGCUGCCGGUCUGGAGGAUGAGCAGUGUCCGUUGGCGGAGCCCGGCUCAGGGUUGUCUCCUCCAAGACAUAAUCUGGGAGGCUGGGGCUCACCGACUCCGUCAGAGUCGUACGGCCACCCUUCGUCCACGCUGCCUGAGGAGGAAGAGGAGGAGGAGAGCUGCUGUCCACGCUGCCUGGAGUUGGAGCAGGAGGUGCUGUCGCUGCAGCAGGAGAACGAGGAGCUCCGCAACAAGCUGGAGAAUAUCCCAGUUCCCUGUCAAAAGGCUCUCGACUACUUCAAGACUGUUCUUGAGUUCCACAACCAGCUGGUCCAGCCGAUGCCAGAGGAGCAGCUCACCGAGGAAGAAGAGCAGCAAACAGUCUUUGAGGGCAGUAAGCAGCUCCUGGAGAACUACCCUCUCUUCAUCUCUAAUAAGCAGUGGGACGAAGCCGUCAACUCCUCUAAGAAAGAUGGCAGGCGGCUGCUGCGCUACCUGAUUCGCUUUGUCUUCACCACGGACGAGCUCAAGUUCUCCUGCGGUUUGGGCAAAAGGAAGCGUUCGGUCCACUCAGGAGAUCCAGGCCUGGAGAGACGACCACUCAACCCCGUCAAAGUCAGCUGCCUCAGAGAAUUCAUCCGGAUGCACUGUGCCUCAAACCCAGACUGGUGGAUGCCCUCAGAGGAGCAGAUCAACAAAGUGUUCAGCGAUGCCGUCGGUCACGCUCGUCAGGGCCGAGCGGUCGGUACGUUCCUGGGCAGCAGCGGAAGCAGCACCAGCAGCCUCUAUAUGGACGGCUUUGAUGGACAUCUGUCACAGGACGAACUGUAUUUGAAAGGCUGCCAGAAUGGCCAAUCGGACUGAAGUUAGAGGAGAAAUUAAAGACAAAUGCCGGAAAUGUAGCUGUACAACAACAUAUCCCAAAACACUCACCUGAACCUGUCACUUUACACAGUGAAGAAAACAUUCCAGAAGAAGUUUAUCAUAUAGAAUAUAACCCCAGUCUUG
Molecule: messenger RNA, 2010 nt
Organism: Perca flavescens (yellow perch)
Lineage: Eukaryota; Metazoa; Chordata; Actinopteri; Perciformes; Percidae
Gene: bend4
Product: BEN domain containing 4
Exons: 6
Coding region: 202-1866 (554 amino acids)
Molecular function (GO): DNA binding
Source: RefSeq, a predicted model, not a curated record